CCGCUGGAAAGAAUCAGACUAACUGAUAAAUCACUUCCCAUCUGUGAUUCCUGUGAACCUGUGAAGUCACGAUUUCUCAAGCAAAGCUGGACGUCCCACUAACAAAGUUACAAACUGGACACUUUUUGUUUUGAUCUGAAGUGAUACUCCCUCCGUCCCUUAUAACUUUGCCAACUUUCCUUUUUUGGAUGUCCCAUUAACUUUGCCACUUUCCCAUUUAAGUAAAGAAUUUGUGGUUCCAGUUAAUUCUCUCUUCUCUGCACAAACCUCAACCACACAGUUUUUACUUUAUUAAUCCACGCGUUGGUCAAAUUUGGCAAAGUUAUUAGGGACUGAGGGAGUAUACCUCAAGUUGAACGAUUGAUGUUCAAUAACUUAAGGGCAGAUUCACGCGGCCGGGUAAUAUGGAAUUUUGAGUCCGCUGAAUACAAACAAAGCAAGGAAAUGGAAAAUUACCAGAACCUGUUCGGUGAAAUGCCUGAAAGAGACAUGAAGAGGGGUGACAGGUUCAUUUCCCUCCAAAAAUAAAUAAGUGGUUGCUGAUUCGCUUAGCAGAAAAUGCACUUGUUUGUUCGCCAGUCUACAUAAGUUGUUUUGUUAGCUUAAAGUCUAAAGCUUUGUUACGCCAAGUGAGUUAGUUGAUUUCAUGUUUAGCAUAUGAGACAGUAAUGUCGAACUGCUGCAAAAUUCUUUUCACAAAUGGUGUCAUUUCAACUUCUGCUGAAACACCAUCUGUUGCAACCUUACUCGAAGCUCACCCGGGUGCAUACACAACCACCCGGACUCAUCACAAUGGAUCAAAGCUCUUGUUCUGGGAAAGGCACUUGAGAAGACUCUCAAAUUCCGCUAGUAUUCUGCUACACUCCAGCCCAAAACUCAUGUUCAAAGUCCCAACAUAUGCUGUUUCAUACUCCUCAAUGUCAAUGGCCUCGCCCACUUGGGAUUCACUAAUUCAGUCUCUGGUAAAUGACUCAAUGAGAAAGGUUAUGCCUGCUGUGCUAACAGAGAGGGAAAAUGAGGAGGAAUUAGCCAUCACAUCUCUUGUCAGUGGCAAUUUGGAAGAUUUUAGGGAUCUAGAGAGAUUAAAUGAGGAAAACAUCUCGAGAAUGUUUGAUGUGUAUGUGCACAUUAGUGGAUAUGUUCCUAAAAUAUUUGGAAUUUCAGAAAACGGGGCACACUUGGCAGUUGCUGGCUGUGGAAGAGAGGUAGCAAAUGCAAAAUAUUCAGACUGGGCAGAGGAAGUGCUUGGAGAAGUUGAGGCCUCCUUCAGUCAAUGAGCUCUUGUUGUCCAAUAAUGGAGAUAAAAUUUUGGAGGGCUGUUUGACAAAUUUUUUUGUGGUUUGUUGCAAGGAAGAAAAAGGAAAUACAAACUGUUUUGAAAUACAGACAGCCCCCCUCAGUGAUGGUGUUCUUCCAGGAGUUAUACGCCAAGUAAUUCUUGGUAUAUGCUCAAGAAAUGGAAUUAUGCUCCGAGAAGUUGCACCAUCAUGGUCAAAGCGUGAAACAUGGACAGAAGCAUUCAUUACAAAUAGCUUGAGAGUAGUGCAGCAUGUGGUGACAAUUCGGUUUCCAGAAUCAAUGGAAUCACUUGAAGAAAAAACUUGGAAUGAUGUCAUAUGGGAAGAGAAAAAGUUCGAGGGUACACCUGGGAAAAUCACAAUGCUCAUUCAGGUAAUUGAGCACAUUUCACUUUAUCAUCUCUCUGUUAAUAAAAAUAAUUAAGUAGAAAAAGAGUAGAAUAGUACCAGCUCUGAUGCAAAUCUAUAUGUGAAUUUGAACUCAUCUCAACGGAGUUAUGGUGGAACCGGGGGAGUGUGAGUGCCACUUUUUUUAGAUUGGAUAUGUAUACUCUAACGUUCUCAAAACAUUUUUUUGGGUUUAUUCCUGUAAUGGAAGAGGUUGAACUGAUUCAAGAACAAAGUAGAUAUUCAUUUCUGUUCCUUCCUUUUACAGGAGGAGAUAAUGAAAUUAGCAGAACUAGAGGGGUAUCCGGUUGCUCUUUUCAAUGAAUAAGUUGCCUCUCAUUAGUUAUUACUGUUGGGUUAGCUUUUUUAUGAUUUUCUGUCUGUGAUAUAACCAUGAAUGAGUGCAGCAGUUAUGCAAGUUUAUGUGGGAGACUUUCUACAAGUAGUAUGCGUUUGAUCCAAUAUGGAUGUGGAAAAUUCUAUGCUUCAAAAGUUAGCAUGCGUUAUUCCUUUCUUCUUCUAAUACUUCCAUAGUUCCAUCAGAGAAAUAUUCAUGUUUAUAAUGAUUAUGAGUUCAACACAUAUAUAGUACUCCACAGUUUUUGAGUUCAACAUAUAUGUAGUAUAUCUUAGAGAAUAAAAAUAUUGUACCAAUUUUCCAUAUUAUGACUGAUGAAGUUUCAUCAUAAGGACUUUUUUUUUGAAAGGCCAUAAGGACUUUAUUUGGCAAUUAGUUAAUGAGGGUUUGUCAAAAAUAGUCUAUGUUUGUUUGCACAUGUAGCAUUUUCCUUUUAGAAAAUUUACUAUUUCCCCAUUGAAGUAGAUCAUAAUUGCUAGUUCAACCUUGUAAUUUUAAAAUUCAAGUACUCACCUUUGAGUUCCGAUUACUCUCAAUGUUUAUACUUUCUGUCAAUAUUCAUCUCAUCUAAUUGUAAAACAGUUCAAUUCCUUAAUAUUCACUGUUAAUAGUCUAAAUGAUUCAUCAUCAUACUUGUAAGACAUGGUUAAUGUUCACGAUUCAUUGUUCUUGCUACUCGUGAGAUUACUUUUUUUUUUUAUCGUUACUCGUGAGAUUACUUGAUAUGGAUGAAUUACGGGUAAAAGCCAUGCCUUUUUUUUUUUUUGCAAAUAGCCAUGACUUAUAUUGAUGAAGAGAAGUGUUUUGACUUUUAAGAGCCCAUAUUCUAUAUAAUCUUCAUUACCAAAUUAGAUUUGUCGUGCAUUCAUUUAUAUAAACUUCAAAUCUAACAAACGUUGUCUCAUAUUCACCCAAUUAUACUUCUUCCAUGAGUAACAAAGAAGCCGCAACUUAAACCAAGGACUUAUUUCAACGCUUAAGAACAUGAAUUUUAGACCUCCUCAGAUUUGAGGAUUAAAAAAAUUUAAACGAGAUAAAUAUUGACGGAAUUGAUAAGCAGUGAGAAUAGUCCAAAGAGUGGUAUUUAUUUAGCAAAUGUUAAAAUUUUCCAAGGACUAGAGAGUUAAUUGUUAAUAUUAUAGUAAGAAUAACUCUAAAUGAUAAUAAAAAGACUAAGUAGACCUGUUACAUAAUCAAAAAAUCAUUUUUCCAUAUUUCUUGGGUAUCAUACUUUACGUAUUUGAAAUUUGAUCAAGAAUUAUCAACAAAAGAACUUUAAUUCAAUGCACAAAUAACUCUUGAAUUGCAAAAACUAUUUUUAAUUCAGUUCCGUGUACAUGACCUUAUUUUUCUCUCAGUAUUAGAUUAGUUCAGUUUAAGUAUUACUAUGCAAACAUUUAGACAUUCAUAUGACCUACUCUUUCCUUUAAUAAAAAGAGCAUUGUAGGAAUUUGGAAGCAAUAUAAAAAGUGUAUGAAGGCUUGGAUGUAGGGGUGAGUUCGGUUUACGCGGUUCGGUUUUGACCUAAAACCAAAUGUAGAAUCAAACUAAAAACUUCGGUUCGGUUCGGUUUGUUCAUAUUUUUUGUCCUACCACGGUUGAAUCGGUUCGGUUUUGUUCGGGUCGACUUCAGUUUUUUCGUUUUUAAACCAAAAGACACAUACUUUAUGAACAAAGAAAUGACGUGCAAAAUAACCAAAGUGCAGGAAAAUAAAACACAAGUAUUGAAGAAAGUCAAUCACUGCCUUACAAUUUAAAUAAAGUGCACUAAACAAGUACAUGACAUUUAAAAGUUAAGUGCAGUAAACUUGGAUAUAGUGCAGCAAAAUAAAAUGCAGUCCCAACUGAAAUGAAAAUAAAAUGCAGUCCCAACUAAAAUGAAAAAAUGCAGUCCCAACUAUAAAAUGCAGUCCCAAAAUAAAAUGCAAAAAGCAAAUGCAUUAAACUGAAAUGAUGAACAUCCUCAUCCACAAAUAUAUAAGCUCUUCAAGCAUAUCCCAUCCUCAUCAACUGGAAUAAGUAUACGCAUGACCGGCCGGCGGCCGGCCAUAUACUCCAUAUAAAAUAAAUGAUUUUUUUAUAUUUUUAAAUAUUUCGGUUUUUUUGGUUUCGGUUCGGUUUUGAGGAGUCAAAACCGAAACCAUAACCAAACAGGUUCGGUUCGGUUUUUUAUGUUCGGUUUCAGUUUUUCAUUGGUUCGGUUUAUUUGGUUGCGGUUUGAUUUGAUUUGAUUUGAUUCAGUUUUCGGUUUUCGGUUCUACGAACCCACCCCUACUUGGAUGUGGUUGUUGCAUACAUAGGAAGGCUAAUUCUAUAUUUUAAAGUGUACAAUUAUACUCCGUAGAUGCUAGUUGAAGUUUUAUAUAGAUUGAAGUGAUAACAUAAAAUAUGGCCAUAUAACAUUUGGAGUCAUCUUUUAACAUUCUAUAUACAUGAAGAUAUAAACUAAACCAAGUAAACUCAUCAAACUUUCCCUCCAAAACCCCUCCGUCCAAACUGGCCCUUAGGAAACUACUUUAAGGUAAUUACCAAAGCUUAUAUCUGCCUUGGAUGGAACAGAAUGCCUCCUUAGAAGCUGUUCCGUUCGUCUUAAUCUUAUUACUUAUUCCUUAAUCUUAUUUUAUUCAGAUCAGAUCAGAUCAGAUCAGAAAGAUUCAGAUCAGAUCAGAUCAGAUCAGAAAGAUUCAGAUCAGAUCAGAUCAGAUCAGAAACAUUCAGAUCAGAUCAGAAAGAUUCAGAUCAGAUCAGAAAGAUUCAGAUCAGAUCAGCAACAUUCAGAUCAGAUCAGAAACAUUCAGAUCAGAUCAGGUCAAAAAAUUCAAACAUGAUUUAUCACUUUUAUUAUUAUAUUAAUUAUGAUUAUUAUAUUAUAGUUAUUG
Molecule: messenger RNA, 4922 nt
Organism: Cuscuta epithymum
Lineage: Eukaryota; Viridiplantae; Streptophyta; Magnoliopsida; Solanales; Convolvulaceae
Source: the annotation of a GenBank genome assembly